AUGGCCGAGCCCAACAGUAGUGUUGCGUCAACGCAAACUCUCACUUUGGACCUCCCUCCAAGCUGCAUAGAAUGGUGCCCCUCGCACCCGACAUACUUUGUUGUCGGCACGUACAACCUCAUCAAGGACGGGCCAGGCUAUACGGAGUCGGAAGACAACGAGGCCUUGACCGGAAAGAAACUGCAAAAUCGCAGUGGCAGUCUCGUCACCUUUCGACUUGACAACGGAACCGUGAUAUCCUGGCUGUCGUCUCCAGCACCGGCAUAG
Colletotrichum chrysophilum is the source of this 267-nucleotide messenger RNA. RefSeq lists its product as uncharacterized. The record is from RefSeq and is a predicted model, not a curated record. NCBI's taxonomy places the organism in Eukaryota, Fungi, Ascomycota, Sordariomycetes, Glomerellales, Glomerellaceae. Bases 1 to 267 code for a protein of 88 amino acids. The transcript has 3 exons.